GAGGAUUUGGAGUUUGCUAGAGUUGGUGGACAGAAAAGGUUGAUGGGUGCUGUUUCUCUUGGACAAAGUUAUGAAGACGUCAGAAGUUUAACUGAAGGUUUGAGGGAUUCUUAUACACUGUAAAUGUUCAAAUAAUACUGAAAACAUUAAGUUACAUUGUACACUUUGAAAAGAACUGCACCAAUUAACCCAGUCUAUACCCUCCAUCUGAAGGAAAAAGGAAAAUUCAAACCGAGGAGGAGGUUUUCAACACCUCAAACUCCCAACAUUGGCAAAGGUAAAAUUUGGCAGAAAAAGUAAUUUUUCAAAAACUUUCAAUACUUUUCAGACAAAAAAAUAGUGCAUCCAAACAUCAACUGAUGAGAUUUUUUAUUAGUUAACUAGGAACAUCAUGAUGACGUGUAGUCUCGUUCGCAGCUGUUAUCAGGGUCGUAAGGCAAUGCUCCUCCCCACUAAGCAUUACGUGACCACCCUAAUAAUCGCUGCGAAGGAGACUACAUGAUGUGAGACUAAUGCAGAAACACAAAAGAUAAAAUGAUGAAACAUAUCACCUCAACUCUAUCAAGAUCUCAGAACAUUUUAACAACAAUUAAUCACCUUUCACUUUUUUAAAAGGCAACAAUGAUCCUGAAUCGGCUUCAAAAGUGAUGCAGUUUGCAUUAGUCACCGACAGUGGUUUUCGAUUUGCCUUAGCCCAUUCUCCUGUCAAAAGCUUGCCUGCAGUAACACUACUAGAGAAAUUCUGGGAAGGUAUUGAACGCUGCUAG
Molecule: messenger RNA, 767 nt
Organism: Porites lobata
Lineage: Eukaryota; Metazoa; Cnidaria; Anthozoa; Scleractinia; Poritidae
Source: the annotation of a GenBank genome assembly